UUCUUGCGAGAGAAAAAUAAUCGGCUGGGUUCCGUACGAGAAAGAAAAGAUUUAUUGUCUGAUAACAUUCCCUACAUAUCUACCUGAUCUACCGUCUUCCCAACGCAACGUAAACAUGGCCGAUCAACUGAACAUGGGCGGGCUGAGCCUGGGCGACCAGCAGCAGCCUCCUGCACCUCGUUCCUACAUCCCUCCUCACAUGCGAGGUAAAGUUGGCGCCGCUACCAAUGCUCCUCCUCCCAUGGGUGCUGGAGGACCUCCUCCUAACAUGAAUGGUCUCAACAGCAGCGCCUGGGCUGGUAACAGCAACUUCGACGCUCGACCCGCCCCCGGGGGUUGGGAUACACCUAAUUACCCUCCUCCCCAGCGCCAAAGCCCUGGAAACUGGAAUAACAAUCGAGGAUUCGAUCGCAACGCUUACGGCAACCCAGCCGCUGGCGGUGGCGGUGGCGGCGGCAACAGCGGUAACUCUGGAGGGGGAUAUGCUAGAGGCUCGGGCGACGGGCAAUGGCGCGAUGGCAAGCACAUUCCUGGUCCUCCGAAUCCCCGUAUGGAGCGAGAGCUGUUUGGCACCCCUGACGACCCGUCCAAACAACACACCGGAAUCAAUUUCGAGAAGUAUGACGACAUUCCUGUCGAGGCCUCUGGACACGAUACCCCCGAACCCGUUCUCACUUUCAGCAAUCCUCCCCUGGACGAUCACUUGAUCCGCAACAUUGAACUGGCUCACUACAAGGUUCCAACUCCUGUCCAGAAGUACUCGAUCCCUAUUGUCAUGGGUGGAAGAGAUCUUAUGGCCUGUGCCCAGACUGGUUCUGGAAAGACUGGUGGUUUCCUUUUCCCCAUUCUUUCCCAGGCUUUCCUCACUGGCCCCUCUCCCAUCCCUGCAGGCGCUCCCGGUGGUGGUUACGGUCGUCAGCGUAAGGCUUACCCUACGUCUCUUAUCCUAGCCCCAACUCGUGAAUUAGUCUCCCAGAUCUACGACGAGGCGCGCAAGUUCGCCUACCGAUCCUGGGUCCGACCCUGUGUGGUCUAUGGUGGUGCUGACAUUGGUUCCCAACUUCGCCAAAUCGAGCGUGGUUGCGAUCUUCUUGUUGCGACACCUGGACGUCUUGUCGAUCUCCUAGAGCGUGGUCGCAUUUCCCUCCAGAACAUCAAAUAUUUGGUUCUUGAUGAGGCUGACCGCAUGUUGGACAUGGGUUUCGAGCCUCAGAUUCGUCGAAUUGUCGAAGGCGAGGAUAUGCCAGGUGUUCAGAACCGACAAACUCUCAUGUUUUCGGCCACCUUUCCCCGAGAUAUCCAGAUGCUUGCCCGCGAUUUCCUCAAGGAUUACGUGUUCCUUUCGGUCGGUCGUGUCGGUUCCACAUCCGAGAACAUCACUCAGAAGGUUGAGUAUGUCGAGGAUGUUGACAAGCGCUCCGUUCUUCUAGAUAUUCUACACACCCAUGGUGGUGGUCUUACCCUGAUCUUCGUCGAGACGAAGCGCAUGGCCGAUUCGUUGUCUGAUUUCCUCAUCAAUCAGAACUUCCCCGCCACCUCGAUUCAUGGUGACCGCACGCAACGUGAGCGUGAACGUGCUCUAGAGAUGUUCCGAAAUGGACGAUGCCCCAUCCUCGUGGCUACAGCCGUAGCUGCGCGUGGUUUGGAUAUUCCCAACGUUACACACGUUGUCAACUACGAUCUUCCCACUGAUAUUGAUGACUACGUCCACCGAAUUGGUCGUACUGGUCGUGCAGGAAACACUGGUCACUCUACGGCAUUUUUCAACCGAGGCAACCGCGGUGUUGUACGAGAUCUCAUCGAGCUCUUAAAGGAAGCCAACCAAGAGGUUCCGGCAUUCCUUGAGACCAUUGCCCGAGAGAGCUCCUACGGUGGUGGUCGUGGUGGCAGAGGCGGUGGUGGCCGUGGCCGUGGCCAGGGUGCGAACCGCGAUUUCCGAAAGUACGGGGGUGGCGGCGGAGGAGGCAGCGGUCCCGGCUUCGGUGGCGGGUUCGGAGGACCUCAGCAAUCUGGUGGCUAUAGUGGCGGCGGUGGUGGUGGCGGCGGCUUCAAUGGUCCUCCCCCAAGCCAGGGCUACGGCGGAGGUUACGGAGGCGGCGGCGGCGGUGCUCCGGCCUAUGGAGGUGGAAGCUAUGGCAACCCUGGUGGACCGGGUGGCCAGGCUUCCUGGUGGUAAACCUAACAACAUACGAACGGCCCGAAUAUUCUCCCUCUUACGCAAACCGCAUGCAGGAAUGGGAAUUGGGCAAAUUUGGAAUGCGGUACAUAGAUUUCACGGUGUCAUAUUUCUCUUUCACUUUCUCAACCGACUUACGCAAGGUUUCUUCUCAUUCUGUUGUCAUUUUUUCGACACUCUUCCCUUAACAUACUCCCUUCUACGGCAUACCUACGUACGGCAUGCCCGACUUCCAGCCUC
Molecule: messenger RNA, 2416 nt
Organism: Annulohypoxylon maeteangense
Lineage: Eukaryota; Fungi; Ascomycota; Sordariomycetes; Xylariales; Hypoxylaceae
Product: DEAD-domain-containing protein
Exons: 2
Coding region: 116-2176 (686 amino acids)
Cellular component (GO): nucleus
Molecular function (GO): RNA helicase activity; ATP binding; RNA binding
Source: RefSeq, a predicted model, not a curated record